This is a messenger RNA of Exaiptasia diaphana, 3410 nucleotides long. Its product is annotated as protein SON. The record is from RefSeq and is a predicted model, not a curated record. The transcript has 6 exons. Gene Ontology annotation, biological process: regulation of cell cycle; regulation of mRNA splicing, via spliceosome. NCBI's taxonomy places the organism in Eukaryota, Metazoa, Cnidaria, Anthozoa, Actiniaria, Aiptasiidae. Gene Ontology annotation, molecular function: RNA binding. The coding region runs from base 132 to 2759 and encodes 875 amino acids.
AAAACAUGUUGUCUUGAAACAAGUGAAAGUCUGGAGGAAGUUUUGCUUAAAAUUUGUAUUUUGUUCCUGAACUGUUUGUACUUUUACCAAUAUGUGAGUCCAUAGGGAGAUUAUAUUUGUUCACCAAGGUAAUGGAUGAUAWUAUGAACGAGGAAAAASUYCGRGAACAGAUAAAAAAUGGAGGGGUAUCCGRUGCCGAGGAAGGAGAAGAMGACGAAUCAUCKUCGUCUCAAAGGAGAUCAAAACACUCCAAAAAACACAAGCAUAAACAUGCUAAAAAGCACAAACACAAGCAUAAAAAGAAGAAAAGCAAGAGAAAGUCUUCUUCGCGCUCCAGAUCAAGAUCUUCAAGCCGUUCUCGUUCAAAAUCCCCAGAUAAAAUUGUGAAAAGGGAUGACGAGUCGUUUGACACUUCUUGCUUUGAAACUUAUGACAUAGCGUCUUUUAAACUCGAAAAGUCACUCUCUAGAAGUCCAAGUCCAAAAAAUAAAGACAAUACAGAAAAAGGAGAUGAAAACCCGCAAGAAAMGCUUUCGAAACAGACGGAAAARMACRGAAAAGAYRGAUCAGAAUCACCSCCUUUYUAUACYGAGCAAGAUCUUUUAGAAAGAGAURGGAUUCUACCUAUUAGCAAAUCAACAGCUACAAAAACAGCUACAGUUGAUGAUUUAGAUACUGAAAAGACUUUACAAUCAGAAARYGAGCCCCAAAUCACAUUAGUUAAUAAAAGUGCAAAGGAAACYRUUMUGGAAAAUCCUCUGUCAAAAUCAGAAAAUGUUAAGGMCAGCYCAUUAUUAGUAGAKGAAGCUAAGAAAAGUAAAUCUAAGUCCCCUUUGAAUUCUAAAAAGAGAUCAAAAUCCAGAUCAAGAUCACCAAAAUCUAAAAAAAGAAAAAGUGCAAGUCGUUCCAAAUCCAGAAGUAAAAGYCCAARGACAAAACUCUCWAGAAAUUCUCGCUCAAGAUCAUCAUCUUAUGAAAGGAAGAAACCAAGRAAGAAAUCAAGAUCAAGAAGUUUGUCUUCGAAAAGUAGAAGUAGGUCUCCAAGAAGAAAGAGACACAGUAGCAAAGAUAGAAGGAGAAGUAAGAGUAUAGAACGCAAGAGAAGUAGAAGCAGAGACAGAAGGGGCAAAAGUACAGAUCGAAGAAGAAGUAGAAGCAGAGAGCGAAAGAGAAGYCGAAGUAGAGAUCGAAGAAGUCGAAGUCCCCAAAGAGGAAGUCGUAGGUCAUAUCGUGGCACCCCACCAAGAAAAGGUCKCAGAGAUUCUUCAUAUGAUCRAAGAACYUCAAGAAGACAAAGUAAUUACCGAAGGUCAAGGUCAGCAUCACCAAGGAAACRAUCUUCAAGACGUUCAAGGUCAAGGUCACCACAGAGAAGGUACCGUGGAAGGUCAAGRUCACCAKCWAGACAAGGGUAUCRGAAUAGAAGCAGGUCAAAGUCACGAUCUAGACGAAGUAGAUCAAGAUCUUACUCUUCAAGACGAAGAAGAAGUAGGACACGCUCUAGAUCGAAAUCCAGAGACAGAUCAAAAAGACGAUCAAGAUCCAAAUCAGAUGAUUCAAAUACCGACAGCAAGAAAACAGCUGAGAAGGAAACGACUUCAACAAACCCAACUGCUGCAAAGGAUUUAGUUGGCAAAGCACCAACUGUCAGUGAUCCYUCUAAUAAAAAAUCCCUUGCAAUGCUGACAGAGUUUUGUAAGAAGUUGACAGAGGCWAGAGGAAUUGCAGACAAUAAUGAAAAGGAAACUAAUGAGGAAGCAAAGGAGGAGGAAGAGGAAGAGGAGGAAAGUGUUAUUUCCCAUCCAUUCUUGGUGGCUCCUAAAAAGGAUAUUACUAUACCACAAGUUAUAUUUCCAGUCAAGCCUAUGUUGCCACCWGUAAACAUGAUUGACACUAGUAAACCAUUAAUGGAACAAUUUCCAGUGUCUUGUGGUACAAAACAUCAUGAAAAAGAGACAGAAGACUCUUCACUUGUCACUACCAUUCCUAAUAUUAAUGRCUCAGCAGCCGUUCAGCCUCCACAGACUGUAUUCCAACAACCACAGAUACAAGAGAAACUAGACAUCAGUAGUUUAGUUGUCAAGAGAAUGGAUGCUCAGAGAAGACUACAAGCUGAUGCAAACGAUGUAGAYGCCAUGCUUGCCUUGCAAGAAAUUGAAAUGAAGCUUAACAACUGGUGUCAGUCUAAUGUCAAACCUGGUCAAUUCACUGGACAGCUGGCUAAACAGAUGAUGCCGAAAGAGAAGAUGAAUGCUGGCUUUCAGGCUUGGGCUAAAAAGGAUAUGUUCCAAAAUCUAAAUCCAGUCAGUAGUGGAAUUGGGAUGAAGCUACUUCAAAAGAUGGGCUGGGCACCUGGUCAAGUACUGGGUAAAAGUGGUAAGGGCAUGGUGGAACCCAUUGCUCUACCUGUAAAGGUUGACCGAAAAGGCUUGAGUUCUACUAUGGAAAGACCUCUUGGAAAGAAAGGUGGACCCGUUGUUCAAAAUUUAAAUGCUAAGACGCCAAUGGACCUGCAAGGCAAGCAUCCAAUAUCAUUGCUACAGGAGUACUGUGCAAGGAGGAAGUGGAAUGUCCCAGAAUUCACCUUGAUCUUUGAUGAAGGUCCCCCUCAUUCUAAGCAGUUCCUCUUUAAGGUGUUAGURAAUGGCUAUGAAUAUCAAAAUCCUGUUGUCAGUGGCAACAAGAAGCAUGCCAAGGCUCAGGCCGCUGUGGCUGCCUUGAAGGGACUUGGUUUGGUGCCAGAGGAUGCUCAGUUUUAGAAAGUGGACAAAGGGACUGAAAAUGAUUUUCGUUAUACAUCAGUGUGAGAGACACAUUGUAAAGAGUUCAUAGAAGGUCAUUGUUUUAGUGGUGCUGUGUGUCCUUUGGUAGAUUAGAAAUACUASUAACUUGAUUUCUAUCAGGGUCUCUAGGGUUGCGGGACUGUGGAGGAGGAAUCCUUUGUCCAUUCCCCCUCUGCUUCCUUCUCUGAAAAGACCUGAUACUUACGCUAUGUUUGAAGUGUUUCUAAUCCAAUUUGUGCACAAAAAUGUGUGAAAAGAUGAAGGAAAACAAAAAAAGGAUUGAAUUUGAAUKUUUUAGUUAAGAACAAAAAUAGAUUCUGAAAUGAAAAUAACUCUAUUUCAUGUUUUCUUGUAUUUUUUGUUUACACUUAACAGUGUACCACUCUAAACCUUAAAAUAGAAAUAGUGUACUUUAGCAAUCUAAUUUGCGCUGUCGUAGCCUCAAUCGUUUGCAAAAGAUGCAGUUUAGAUAAAACUCCUUUGAAUUUCAAACUAUUUUAUUUGUCUUCUGUAAGACAGAUCGUUUGCACACAAUUGAGGCUAAUGCAGUGAAAAAGAGAUUGCUAAAAGCRUUUGUUCUUGUAGUAGAGUGUUGAUAAAUAGAAGUAAAUAAACAACUUGAAGAAA